Messenger RNA from Plasmodium malariae, 2328 nucleotides. RefSeq names its product peptidyl-prolyl cis-trans isomerase, putative. The coding region runs from base 1 to 2328 and encodes 775 amino acids. The record is from RefSeq and is a predicted model, not a curated record. Gene Ontology annotation, molecular function: peptidyl-prolyl cis-trans isomerase activity; protein binding. Gene Ontology annotation, biological process: protein folding; protein peptidyl-prolyl isomerization. Lineage: Eukaryota; Apicomplexa; Aconoidasida; Haemosporida; Plasmodiidae. The transcript has a single exon.
AUGAAAUUCUUUAAAAAAGAAAAUGAGGAGGAAAUGAAGGAAAUUACGACCCAUAACAAAAAAGAAGAAAAAGAUCUUAAUUCUUCAGGUGAUGAAUCUAGUGAUGGUAGUUUUGGUCCAGUGCCCUUAGAGGAAAUCAGAGGCAAAGGCGACAAAGAAAGGGACGAUGAACAUGAUGAUAAUGAUAAUGAUAUUGAUAAAAGUGAGAAAGCGUUAAAGAAUGCGGAAAAGGAAUCUCCUCUUUGUAUGCAUUCAAAAAAGGAAGAGAAUACAUCAUCACAUAAAAGAAAAAUUGAAGGUAUAAGAAGAAAUAGAGAAAAAAAAAAAAAAAUUAAUAUUGAAAAAAUUGAAGAAACACGAAAAAUAAAAAAAAUAAAAAAAAUAAAAAUAAACAAUGAUAUAUACUUAAAGAAUAUCCCAACUAAUAAAAAUUACGAAGUAAGUUACAUGCACACGGAUGUUGUAACACACAUCCUUGUAAGUAAUAAAAAGAAAUAUAUAGUUACGGGAAGUGCUAAUGGAGUAAUAAAAUUCUGGUAUAAAAAUGUAGGAUCCAUCGAAUUUGUAAAACAUUUUAAAAUUCAUUCGGAUGAAAUUAUUUGUUUGUUUAUUUCAGAAGAUGAAGAAUUAUUAGGAAGUUUAUCAAAAGACAAAACAUAUAAACAAUUUGAUAUUAGUAGCUUUGAUAUGAACAUAAUAAUAAAAUUGGAUUUCUUCCCCAAAACUGGAGAAUUUGUUUUUUCAUCCCUUUUUUCUGCUUCGGUAAAAGUAGCUAUAUCAUCAAAUGAAAAACCGUGCAUAUAUAUUUACAAACCGUUCGAAAGUGAUAUAUGCACACAAGUAAUAAAUUUUAGUUCUAGGAUAAUUGAAAUAAUAAGAUAUAAUAAAAUGUACAACCUUUGUGUGCUAAGCGAUAAUAGUGGACUUAUUGAUAUAGUGGAUGUAACAAAUUUUAAAUUCCCCAAGUACGAUCAUGAAAGUAGCAGAUAUAGCACUGUUACUGAUAGUGCUGUUACUACUUCUAGUACUGCUGUUAGUACUGCUGCUACUACCACAGCUACUGCUUCAACAAGUGCUGAGAUGAGAAAGGACAGAAGUGAUGAAAAAGACACAAACAUAUCAAAUAAAAGAUACAAUCUGAUAAAAAAAUUAGAAUUUUCCUUUAAAAGUGAAACUGAUUUAUACGAAUUGUGUAAAUAUAAAACAUAUGCACUAUGCAUAAACAUUAGUUUAGAUGGGGAAUUUAUGGCAAUUUUAUCUGAAAACUAUUUCUUACGAAUAUAUAAAUUUAAAACUAUGAAGUUAUAUAGGGUAUAUGAUGAAAGCACAGAAAUGUAUUUAACGGCUCAAAAUGACCCUUUAAAAAAGGAAUUACAUAUUGAUAGUUUAGAUUUUGGAAAAAGGCUUUUUAUUGAGAAAGAAAUAAAAAAACAUAUAAAAAGUAAAAAUAUAAAAUUAGAUAUGAUUACUUUUGAUGAAUCAAAUCAAUAUAUUAUAUAUUCCACUUUUAUUGGUAUAAAAGUUGUGAACUUUAUAACUAAUCAGUUAUGUUACAUAAUUGGAAAAAACGAAACAAAUUUACGAUAUUUGUCUCUUUCCUUAUAUCAAAAAAUAAUACCCGUUAACAAAAUUAAUAAUAAUAUUCAUGAGUCUUUAUAUAUUAAUGAAAAUAACAUAUCUGAUUGUGCUUUAUUUUGCACUGUAUAUAAAAAGUGUCGGUUUUAUAUUUUUACAAAAAAAUUAUUAAAUGAUCAUGAACUAGAUGAAAGAGAUAUAUAUAAUGAACAACCAAGCAAAAAUGAUUUAAACUCUUUUAUAUCAGCACCUUUAAAAAACAUUGAAAAUAACACGAAAAUUCCGAAAAGUGCAGUCAUCUAUACUACUAUGGGAGAAAUAUAUAUUACCUUUUUUCAUAAAGAAUGCAAGAAAACAGUGCAAAAUUUUUCUGUUCAUUCAAUUAAUGGAUAUUAUAAUAAUUGUAUUUUUCAUCGAAUUAUCAAACAUUUUAUGAUUCAAACUGGUGACCCCACAGGUGAUGGUACAGGGGGAGAAAGUAUUUGGGGGAAUGAAUUUGAAGAUGAAUUUUUCGAUCAUCUCAAUCACUCCAAACCCUUUAUGGUAUCAAUGGCAAAUUGUGGACCCAAUACUAAUGGUUCCCAGUUUUUUAUCACUACUGUCCCCUGUCCCUGGCUUGAUUUUAAACACACAGUUUUUGGUAAAGUAACUCAGGGAACUAAGGUUGUUUUGGAUAUAGAAAAAGUCCGUACUGAUAAGAAGGACAAACCCCUAGAGGAUAUCAAAAUUUUAAACAUAAAAAUUAACCAUUAA